AUGGGUCCAAAUCUGAUUGAAGCACUUGUUAGUCUCGACAAUAUCAAACAUGAAGCUGUUCCUUGGAGUGUGCUUGGCUUUGGCCGUCGCCGUAUCGGCAGUGGAGAUCGCCACUCCUGACGCCGACAGCCCUGUCUUCGGCUACCACGCCAAGUUUGGUAUUGCUGAGGCUGCGAGGAUCAAGAGCGCGGAAGAAGUUCAGAGCUUCAACGGCCAGAGGAUCGUUGGAGGAUCCAUCACCAACAUUGCCAACGUCCCAUACCAGGCUGGUCUUGUGAUCACCAUCUUCAUCUUCCAAUCCGUGUGCGGUGCUUCCCUCAUCUCCCACAACCGCCUGGUGACUGCUGCUCACUGCAAGUCAGAUGGUGUCUUGACCGCUAACUCCUUCACCGUUGUGCUUGGCUCCAACACCCUGUUCUUCGGCGGUACUCGUAUCAACACCAACGAUGUCGUCAUGCACCCCAACUGGAACCCCAAUACUGCUGCCAAUGACAUCGCUGUCCUGCGCAUCAGCUCCGUCAGCUUCAGUAACGUGAUCCAGCCCAUCGCUCUUCCUAGUGGAGCUGAACUCAACAACCUCUUCGUCGGCGCCAACGCUCUUGCCUCCGGAUUUGGCCGCACUAGCGACAGUGGCAGUAUCGGUACCAACCAACAGCUGAGCUCUGUGACCAUCCCCGUGAUCACCAACGCUCAGUGCGCCGCCGUAUAUGGCUCUGGGUUCGUGCACGCUUCCAACAUUUGCACCAGCGGCGCCGGCGGCAAGGGUACUUGCAACGGUGACUCCGGUGGCCCUCUCGCUGUCGACAGCAACAACAGGAAGAUCUUGAUCGGUGUUACCUCAUACGGUGCCCAGGCUGGUUGCGCCGCUGGUUUCCCUGCAGCCUUCGCGAGAGUCACCUCCUUUGUCAGCUGGGUCCAGUCCCAAUAAUCUCCUCCUCUCUUAAACUUAUAACGCCUUAAUUACAUUUAUUUUACUUGAACAUGACGUACUUUUAUGAUAACCAACACCAACAUAGAACACUGUACGGGUUUAUUUCAUGGCCAUGACAGCGGUAUUUGAUAUACACAGACAACCUUACCUUGUGUGCACAUUAAACUUUCCCUUACACACACAACCGUACUUUCACAGAAAAAAUUUAAAAUCUUACCGAAAUACUGCUGCACUAGCUUAUAAACCUCAAAAUGUAACUUGAAUAUCAAAACCUAUGGAAAAUAAAAACAGCAAAACAUA
Molecule: messenger RNA, 1231 nt
Organism: Helicoverpa zea (corn earworm)
Lineage: Eukaryota; Metazoa; Arthropoda; Insecta; Lepidoptera; Noctuidae
Product: brachyurin-like
Exons: 5
Coding region: 50-928 (292 amino acids)
Biological process (GO): proteolysis
Molecular function (GO): serine-type endopeptidase activity
Source: RefSeq, a predicted model, not a curated record